AUGUUGGUGGGGGAGAGGAGAAAUGGCAACCUCCUGGUACAGCUGGAUCCAAAGCUUCAGGCCCAGCCUGUGGAGUUAUUGCGGCAGCGGUUGAGCCCAGAUGGCCACACUGAGUAUCUGAUCCGUUGGGCAUUGCAAAAUGUGGAGGAGACUGCAGGAAGUGGAGGAACCACCUCACAGGCAGAGAGCAAGUCCCCAAAUAUCCUGAUGUGGAUGUCGGCAGAGGAAGUGUACACCAACUGCCCAACUCUGCUGGGAAAGCGCAAAUCUGAGGGGCCGGGCAUCGCAGAAGAAAAGCCGUCUGGGUCCCCUGAUGAAGGGGCUCUGCAGGAGAUGACUGAGGAUGUUCGGAUGCUGGUUCAGAGAGCCACCAGGCAGAUGUCCCAGGACUCCGGUCCUGAUUCCUCCAUCCUCAACACCAUUCAUGUGCUAAGUGCCUACGCCAGCAUCGGCUCUCUGGCUGGAGUCUUCAAGGAGACCGGAGCUCUGGACAUGCUCAUGAAGAUGCUUUGUAAUCCAGAGAAGCAGAUUCGCAAGAACGCCGGCAAGAUGUUACGCGCUCUGGCAUCACAUGAUGCAGGGAGCCGGGCCCACGUACUGCUCUCGCUCAGUCAGCAGGAUGGCAUAGAACAACACAUGGAUUUCGAGUCGCGGUACACCUUGUUGCAGCUCUUUGCUGAGACCACCAGCUCAGAAGAACAUUGCAUCUCCUUUGAAGGGAUACAUCUCCCGCAGAUUCCGGGGAAGCAACUCUUCUCACUUGUGAAACGUUACUUGUGUGUCACAUCCCUGCUGGACCUGCUGAGCAGUGACCGGCCAGAUCGCGGCGAGAUGUCCCGGCUGCAGCGCCAGUUUGAUUUCAGCAUGGCCAUGGGCAGCCUGAUCUGUGAGCUGGUACGGGUGAUGGGUUGGGUGAGCGAAGAAUCUACAGAGAAAGAAAAUAUCUCAGACUAUGAACAACUUCCUCGAAUCAUUCGUUCCAUCUUCCAGCCCAAGGUUCCGGCCUGUACCAGCUUCCAGGUGGAGUCUAGUUCUCAGAUACAUGCCACUGCUUCCAUGAAGAAACCAGCAAAGAUGUUCCUGGAGCCGUCAGACUUUGCCACACGAAACGCUUAUGUUGAUUAUGUCCAGGAAUCCUUAAAACAAGGGAUGACUGUGAAGAUGUUGGAAGACUAUGAUGAGAUCUGUUCUGGAGAUGAGGGUGUCUUCCGCCAGUGCAAUAAUGGAAUGCCACCUGUUCAGGUCCUCUGGAGGUCCACUGGCCGCACCUACUGGGUCCACUGGCACAUGGUUCAGAUACUUGCAGAGCAGGCUGAUGAAGAUUGCGCAGACAGAGCUUCAACUAUGGCUGAAAGUGUGAAGGUGUCACCAGUGGCCCAGUAUUUUCCGUGUAAGCCAUGUGGCACCAUGUACUCCCUACCAUAUCUUGGCAUUGUAGCCUUCGAGGAGAGAGGAAUCCUGAGGCAGGAUGAGUGGUGGGAGGUCCUCUUCUUUAUUCGAAGGCUGGAGAUUCAGGAGCAGAAUGAGGUCUACAAAAUGAUAAGACAUAACUUGGAGGAGCUGCAUGGCGCAGAUGAAGCAUCCCUCAUAAAGGCCUCCGUUUCAGUAGAUCUUGCCCAGAAGAUUAUGGAAUUUCUCCGGGAACAUUUCCACGGCUCUAACCUAAAAGACUUGCAGAGUUCUCAUGUCUAUCUAAAAUAUCUACACCGUCCCAGCACAGUAGCCAGGCUGACAUCCUGUUCCAGUUCCUCCGCACAGGAUAACUCCGUGUCUGGUGUCGCGGUUUCCAAAAAAACAAAGAGUGACGAAACUAAAAAAGCUAACAAGGCUGAAGCUGGUCCUUCAGAGCCCACGGACCUCCAGGUCCUCCGCAGACUUCUCUCUCUGGAAGGAAUUCCACUCAGCCUUACAGCUGAGGAUAAGAGCAAAGGAAUUGGAACCUUCUGGGGCUCUUCACCCAGAGUUUGUCUGGAGUUGUUGACCGAGAUGCUGGACAAGGUGAAACGGAGUGUUUGUGCGCCUGGGGCCCUGGGCUUCAUUGUUCAGAUCAUGGAGCAACAGCUUGGUGAGGAAGCUCAUGGUAUCAAGAUGGAGGGGCGGACAUCAUGCAGGGACAAGAUUGUAAAGCUGCUGGUGGAACUUCUGACAUCGCAUCCCAAGGACAAGGUGUUGGUGUUGAUGUGUCUGCAGUUGACGUACCUGGUCAUGUGCAAGUAUGACUGGCGUGUCCUCUUUGCAACAGAGGGAGGGGUGAGAGCUGUGCUGGGGUGUAUGCAGGAACAUAACUCCUCUGCUGCCAUCCAGCAUAUAGGGCUUGUGGUCCUGAAGGUGCUGACUGGUGUGGACGGUUCUGAUCCUCCAGGAUCUUCCAAAUGUAACAAUCUAAAUCCAGGG
Messenger RNA from Staurois parvus, 2394 nucleotides. The record is from the annotation of a GenBank genome assembly. NCBI's taxonomy places the organism in Eukaryota, Metazoa, Chordata, Amphibia, Anura, Ranidae.